AUGGCAGACGACAAUGGAAUUGAAUUGGUUGAUACUGGUGCCCAAAAGCAAAUUGUUGAACAAGACAUUGGCCCUCCUGAUGUUGUUGAGCCCCGCCAACGACAAGAUCCAGUUGGCGUUCCUGCUCAACGAUUUCAUCCUCAACAUCGACCACAUGAAUAUCCUCGUACUCCAGAUAAUCCUACUCAAUGCUAUUUCUUUCUAAAAAAUCCCCAAAGUCAUACAUCACCUUUCAACUACUCUAUCCACAAUGCAUCGCCAUAUGCUCCACAUCCACAAGACCCGCAACGGUUUGCACCGCCUCCACAAAUGCCUUACAUACCUCUACAAGCAUAUCAACCACCUACCCGCAAGAGGUUCCAACCAAGCCUGGAGUACAAAAUGAAAGGGCAACAACAAAGAGAAAGUCCUUCACUCCUAUUGGAGAAUCAUAUGCCAGUCUGUUCCAAAGGCUGA
Messenger RNA from Nicotiana tabacum (common tobacco), 456 nucleotides. Lineage: Eukaryota; Viridiplantae; Streptophyta; Magnoliopsida; Solanales; Solanaceae. The record is from RefSeq and is a predicted model, not a curated record.